AUGUUCGGCUUCGGUUCACGAAAUGAGUUCGUGGUUGACGGCAGGACCGUCGUUAUCACCGGCGGCUCUGAUGGAAUGGGGAAAGCCGUAGCUAUCCAGCUAGCACAGAAAGGGGCAAAUGUCGUUGUCGUUUCGCGAACGGUUAGGAAACUCGAAGAAGCAGUGGAAAGCUUGAAGUCCGCUGCUUCCGACCCGAGCAAACAGCGAUUUCACUACAUCAGCGCCGACCUCACUAAUCCUGCCGAGGCUGAGCGAGUGUUAGAUGAGGUGACGACGUGGAACAAUGGGGCAGCUCCGGACGUUGUUUGGUGCUGUGCUGGGUACUGCACUCCGGGGUUCUUUAUCGACACACCGAUCCAGACCCUGAGAGAUCAGAUGGACACCAUCUAUUGGACCGCUGCAUAUACGGCUCAUGCUACGCUGAGGAGGUGGCUGGCCCCUAUCUCCCCAGAGGAGGCCAGUCAGCAGACGUCGCCGCCGCCGCGACGACAUCUGAUUUUUACUUCCUCCACUCUUGCCUUUUUCCCAGUGACUGGCUACGGCCCUUACUCGCCAGGCAAAGCCGCAAUGCGGUCGUUGGCAGACACUUUGUGCCAGGAGGUCGAAAUGUACAACGGCACCCGUCGCAACAAGAAGAAUGCUGCUCCUGCCGCCGACGUCAAGAUCCAUACUGUUUUCCCGAUGGGCAUUCUCAGUCCCGGGUACGAAAAUGAGCAGAAGCUCAAGCCCGCGCUCACGCAAUUGUUGGAAGAGGCCGAUAAGCCGCAGACCCCGGAAGAAGUCGCUAGGAUUUCCAUCAAGGCGCUCGAGAGGGGUGACUACCUUAUCACGACCAUGCUCGUGGGGCACUUGAUGAAGGGUACCGCUCUCGGUCCCAGUCCUCGGAACAACAUUGUUCUCGACACUUUGACGAGCUGGGCCAGCAGUCUGAUCUUCGUGUUCGUUAUUCCAGAUCUGGCAAAGAAGGCGUGGAACUGGGGGAAGAAUAAGGGACUUCCUCGGGAUAAGCCAGUGAAGAAGGAGCCUCAGAUCUCGUCCAAGUUGACUUUGGACCAGACUCAGCUGUGA
Molecule: messenger RNA, 1068 nt
Organism: Rasamsonia emersonii CBS 393.64
Lineage: Eukaryota; Fungi; Ascomycota; Eurotiomycetes; Eurotiales; Trichocomaceae
Product: 3-dehydrosphinganine reductase
Exons: 3
Coding region: 1-1068 (355 amino acids)
Biological process (GO): sphingolipid biosynthetic process
Cellular component (GO): endoplasmic reticulum membrane
Molecular function (GO): 3-dehydrosphinganine reductase activity
Source: RefSeq, a predicted model, not a curated record